This is a messenger RNA of Choloepus didactylus (southern two-toed sloth), 3874 nucleotides long. It is a transcript of the gene SPCS3, whose product is annotated as signal peptidase complex subunit 3. Gene Ontology annotation, cellular component: membrane; signal peptidase complex. The transcript is spliced from 6 exons. Gene Ontology annotation, biological process: protein targeting to ER. Bases 130 to 672 code for a protein of 180 amino acids. Lineage: Eukaryota; Metazoa; Chordata; Mammalia; Pilosa; Megalonychidae. The record is from RefSeq and is a predicted model, not a curated record.
GGGCCGCGGCGGCGCGCGCUCUCGGACCGCGCGCACCGCCGGCGGGCACGGAUUGCCGGGAGCCGGGUCCGAGUCGGAUCAGGAACCGGGGUGUGCGAGUUGAAACAGGGCUCGCGGGAGACGGUCGCGAUGAACACGGUGCUGUCACGGGCGAACUCACUGUUCGCUUUCUCGUUGAGCGUGAUGGCGGCGCUCACCUUCGGCUGCUUCAUCACCACCGCCUUCAAAGAUAGGAGCGUCCCAGUGCGGCUGCACGUCUCGCGGAUCAUGCUAAAAAAUGUAGAAGACUUCACUGGACCUAGAGAAAGAAGUGAUCUGGGAUUCAUUACAUUUGAUAUAACUGUUGAUCUAGAGGAUAUAUUUGAUUGGAAUGUUAAGCAGUUGUUUCUUUAUUUAUCAGCAGAAUAUUCAACAAAAACUAAUGCUCUGAACCAAGUUGUCCUUUGGGACAAGAUUGUUCUGAGAGGUGAUAAUCCGAAGCUGCUGUUGAAAGAUAUGAAAACAAAAUAUUUUUUCUUUGAUGAUGGAAAUGGUCUCAAGGGAAACAGGAAUGUCACCUUAACUCUAUCUUGGAACGUUGUACCAAAUGCUGGAAUUCUACCUCUUGUGACAGGAUCAGGACAUGUAUCUGUCCCAUUUCCAGAUACAUAUGAAAUAACGAAGAGCUAUUAAAUUAUUCUGAAUUUGAAGCAACAUAUUUUUAUACUCAAUGAAUUGUAUCUCAUUUAUCUCUUCCCUUGCAUUUUCAUUUGCUUUUGGUUGUUACUUUAUUAUGCUUUUGAAGUUUUUUUGGUAUAAGAACUUACAUCAAAAGGCGCAUUUGAAGGGAAAGGUUAAUGAGCUAUUUAAACUUAAAUUUACAAACAAAACAAAAAAGGAAGGCCACCAAAGUGGAGUAUUAUAGAAUAAGACAACUUUAUAAUAAUAAGGAUUUGUAAAAAAUAUAUAUUUGAUGUAUUCCCUGUAUUUCCAUUGUUCUUUAUAGAAUAUAAAGUGAGCAUGAAGGGUAGUUAAAACUUUCAGGUGCCUGUAGAGUCAUAAGAACUCUGUAUUUUAUGCCUUCCAUUCAUGCAAGUUUAGAUUGGAUGUGAUUUAAAAGUAAACAUUCUCUUCUGUCACUUUUGGGGUAUAUCUGACUACUGGAAAAAUUACUAAGGUUAUUUGUUAAAAGCCUGUUUUGAAAAUAGCCAAAAGUGACAGAAUUUUGUUCCAUUACUCUUAGAAAUGCCCAUAAUUCUUUUUCAUACUGAUACUAGCAACAUUCUUCACUUAAAGAGUGAAUACCUCUUUAUGUGCUGUAAGUCAUUUAAACUCAUUUUUAAUUCUCUUAAGUCAACCAAUUGUUUGUCUUUCAGUUCUUUCUCUUAAAACAUUCCUUUGUGUUAUAUCUGUAUAAUUUUUUAACAUUGCCGUUGAAAAUUGAAAAUGUUCGCAUGAGUCAAGUUUGUUCUAGUGAGCAUGCCUGUUGCCAUGGAGUGGUAAUUAUUUAAAACUUUCUGUAGGUUCACAUUUUAAUAAUUAUUGGGGUAUUAAUAGUAACCAGUAUUUGUGUUGUGCUUUUCCAUUUACAAAGCACUCUCAUUUAUUUUAUUGUAUGUGAUCCUCAGUAAUCUAAUGAGGUAAGUAGUGCAAGUGUUACUAUCACUAUUUGCAGAUGAAGAAGCUGAAACCCAAAAGUUUAGUGAAUUGCUCAAGGUUGUAGAGCUAGCCAGGAAUGGAGAUAAAACUUGAACUCAUAUCUUUUGACUUUUUAAACUUAUCUUCUCUUCUAUACCUCAGAUUAUAGACUAAUCAGAUUUCAUUUAUAAUUUUCAUUAUUAUUUUUUGUUACCCUGGACACACUUUUCUGCCACUCCUUGAAGAGGUUUCUCAUCCUGUAUGGAAGUGACUAAUUGUCAAGCUGCCAACAACUUACAUAGAGCUAAGAGAAACUGCUCAGGAUAAGAAUGCUCCAACAUGGGAAUAAAGCUGCAUCUCAGGAACUCAUUUUGGGUGUGCAUAGCUUUAUUAGUUUGCCAUAAUUAUACAUUUUUAAAAAUUGACUUGUGUUUAGUUUAGUAACCAUAUCAUCUAUCUUAAUAGCAAUGUUUUAAAGAAGUCUCAUAAAGUCUCCACAAGGAAACAAGGCUUCAGAGUUGUAAACACCUAAGUAUGAUUAGAAUUGUCUGAACCUACAGAUGAUUCUGGAAAAAGAGAAUAAGGAUUGCAGGACACUAAUCUAAAGUAGUUGCACUUCAAAAUGAAUGAAUUUUAAAUGUAUUCAAAUAACCCUUUUCUCUAGCAGUUUAACAUAGAUAAGCAGCUAUAUCAGUGUUUUUUAUUCCCCUGUUGAUUAAAUUUGGUUUCUUUAUGCUUAAGGAAAAAAACAGUCAACUUCAGAAAUUUCCUAGAAAGUGAUAGGAACGUGAGUUGUUUAGAAUUUGCUUUCCUGUAAUUACAGAUUUUUGGUGGAUAUGGCCAGCUUCUUAGUAGCACUGAGGUGGGCUUAAAGGUUCUAAUGAGCAUUUUUCACUGUUGUCUUCUGUCAAAGUUUAGAGACCUAAAGUUUUGGAACUUUGACAUUGUUUAACAGAGCUGUUAUUUUAUUUAACAUUUUUGAAUGGCAGAAUUUUUUUUGACAUUGACAUGAAAUGGGUUUAUGGGGGAAAACAUAAUCUCUGAGCUUUGGUAGUAAACAAACAUCCAUCUGUUUCAAAAGCUUUUCUUACUUUAGCAGAGAUCCUAUAUGUACAUUAUAUGUGACUGCCAGUGGUUAAGAGAUCUAUUUCAAAAAAUUGUUGCAUGUUUUUAAUGCAAUUUGGGAAAUUGUUUACUUUACAAAUACAGAAUCAUGAAGAAAAAUUCAUGAAAAUAUUGAAGAUAUGUUUGAUGUUCUUAAUUGCAAUAAAUAUUCGGCAUUUUUUCUAAUGAAAAUUUUGUUUAUGAGUGAAAGUUUGCAUUUUAAGACUGAGAUUUACGCUUUUUGUGUGGAGCUGCUGAACUAAAAGUAAAUGGAAGAAACUAAGUCUAGUAAACUUCCUCAGAAUAUUUUUUCUUCUUUCUUUUGGGGGUGGAGGGAGGUGUUGGGUAGGUGAAGGGAGGUUAGUUACACCUAAAAUAGCUUCCCCAGAGACUGUAUGCUCUUAUACUAGACUGUAAGCUGUUUGAGGGCAGUCUGUUGGAUUUAUCUUUGCAUCUUCCUCAGUGCCUAGCAUAGAACUUGCAUGUAAUAGGCACCCAAUAAAUGUUGAAGAAUGAAGUUGUGUUUCUAAUGUGACCAAACCAUGGGGACUGUUUGUAAUUAACACUUUUCUCCUUUGUUAAGUAAGUGCUGCCUCUUUAGUUCCUGGUAACAUCAGAUGAAUGUUCUUCCUCUUUGCUUUCUAGCUGAAUUGGGUCUGCCCAGUCAUGGCAAAUGCUGCUCUUAUUCCACUUGUCUAGGAUCUAUGUUCUCUAGGCUUUUGAAAAUAAGAGAUCCAUGUGAUAGGUGGCUAGUUGACAAGACUGAUAUGUAGAUUCCUUCACCCUAAACACUACAACCAUAAAAUAGACCUAAUAUUAUAGAUUUCAAGAUACUUGUUAAUCUGUUCAUUUGGGAAUGGGUCAGAAAUAAAUAGGUGACUCCUCUUGAAAGUGGUGUGUUGCUGAGCCUCUACCAGCCUCUUGGGCAUGUUAGCUGGUUUGACUUACUGGUACUAUACUUUUGACUUGUUGGAUAGCACUGAACUUACUGUGUUAUGGAAAUUCUGCUUUUCCUCAUUUAUGUCAAAAAAGAUAUACUUCCUGAGAAGAUGUGCUUACCUGUGAAUUCUUUAAACUACAGAAACAACAGAAAACUAAAAAAAAAAAAAAAAAAAGAAAAUAGAAAAACAGUAAGUUUCAAGGGUAAAGCUUU